Messenger RNA from Panicum virgatum (switchgrass), 702 nucleotides. RefSeq names its product 14 kDa proline-rich protein DC2.15-like. The record is from RefSeq and is a predicted model, not a curated record. Lineage: Eukaryota; Viridiplantae; Streptophyta; Magnoliopsida; Poales; Poaceae. The transcript has a single exon. The coding region runs from base 52 to 450 and encodes 132 amino acids.
ACUAAUCGAUUUAUUUCUGCUUUAAUUUGUGCGUGUGGUCCGCAGAGCAAAAUGGCAGGGAAGGCCUCGGUCGCGCUGUUCCUGGCCGUCAACCUGGUCGUGUUCGCCAUGGCCAGCGCCUGCGGUGGCGACUGCCCCACGCCGUCGACCCCGUCGACCCCGUCGACUCCUACCCCGACGUCGGCCUCCAAAGGCAAGUGCCCCCGCGACGCGCUGAAGCUGGGCGUGUGCGCCAACGUGCUGGGCCUCAUCAAGGCCAAGGUCGGCGUGCCGCCCGCGGAGCCCUGCUGCCCGCUGUUGGAGGGGCUCGUCGACCUCGAGGCCGCCGUGUGCCUCUGCACCGCCAUCAAGGGCAACAUCCUCGGCAUCAACCUGAACCUGCCCAUCGAUCUCAGCCUCAUCCUCAACUACUGCGGCAAGACCGUGCCCACUGGCUUCAAGUGCCUCUAAGCUACCAGACGCAUAGGCAUAUAUGCAUCCAUCGUGGUUUGGUUUGCUAUGUGUGUGCUAUAAAUGCUGGCUAUCGGAAGCUUUGCAUGCAUUGUGGAGAGGCAAAGGACGUGCGCACACAUGCGUUCGAUUUGCUUCUGUUGUUCCGUUGUCUUAUUUAUUCUCGCAUGUCCCUCUCCGAGCUAUGUGGGUUAUUGUUCAUUUGCAUUUGCAACUGGAUUGUAUGGACAAAAUUUGUUUGCCAUAUUUUGU